Molecule: messenger RNA, 3247 nt
Organism: Gadus macrocephalus (Pacific cod)
Lineage: Eukaryota; Metazoa; Chordata; Actinopteri; Gadiformes; Gadidae
Product: cleavage and polyadenylation specificity factor subunit 7-like
Exons: 9
Coding region: 431-1984 (517 amino acids)
Biological process (GO): mRNA alternative polyadenylation
Cellular component (GO): mRNA cleavage and polyadenylation specificity factor complex
Molecular function (GO): mRNA binding
Source: RefSeq, a predicted model, not a curated record
AGGAAGACACUCGUCUAUUUUAGAGCGAUUUCCCGCGUUUUAAUAAAACGCAUAUACGCGAUAAAUUAGUCGUAAAAAUGAAAUACGUAUCAAUUGACUGAGUUAUGGCAUUUAUGAUUUUGGUUUCGAUUAGAUAGGUUUUGUAAGUUAUUUACCCUGCAUAGUUUUGAUUUGAUUUUAAGGAGUAAGAUAUGCAGACAAACGGAACCAUAAUGUAUGGGAAGUGUGUUUCAGUCCGGCGCAAUUUGAUAAAUGCACUGUUUUAGGAGCCAUCGGUAAACAGGCAAAUUCGCGUUAUGUCUUGUAUGCUGUGUUUUUCGUCUCUUAAUGUUCAUAGGUCGCAAAACACGUGCGUAAUACUAUAUCCUGGAUGUUAAUUAGAUGUAGGUUCUGAAUGCUUAUAUUACAUUGAUGAAUUUAGGCCUACACGAUGGCUUCCGCAGAACCUGCGAACGAUACAUCUCAGAACGAGCUCCUAAAUCUCUACGAUGACAUGAACGAACAUUUCGAGGGGAACGACUUUGACAAAACAACAGAGGCAAGUGAACUUUAUGACGCUGUUCUGACUGGUUUAGUCAAUCAAGACAAGUCGGUGGUGCCUAAUCAAAUGCAAAAACGUCCAGCUAUAAAUACCCCACAUGAAGUGGGGAGAAAACUACCAUCAAUAGACCGAGGAGAACAAUCCACAAGUAAACAUUCCUUGUAUGUUGGAAAUUUCUCCUGGUGGAUAUCUGACAAAGAUCUUAUGCACAUGGCACAAUCUUUGGGAGUGAUGGACAUAAUAGAGAUAAAAUUUGCAGAGAACAAAAUCAACGGACAGUCAAGAGGGUAUGCCGAAGUGGUGGUGGCCUCGGAGGGAUCAUUGAGGACGUUACUGGACAAAGUACCACAAUGUAAAAUAAGUGGGGAGAAUCUGAGCUGUCGCUCAGCAACAUACCAAAACCUUGCCUUUUUUGAAACGCUGGCAAACAAGCGUAUGCCGAUGCGUGUUAAGGAUCCCAAAGAAUUGGACUCGCCACCGCCCAACUCUGUAAACCUCAACCCUCCCCCAAUGCCAUUGAUUUAUCCCCUUAUACCCCCUCCAAACUACCCUCCUUCAAACCCAUUCCUCAAUCAUCCACCACCUCAACCCAUGCACAUUCCUUUAAAUAUUCCCCAACCUAUGGUCCCUCCUUUCCCCCCACCACCUUUUCAUUAUGGUCAGCCACCCCCAAGUCUUCAUAUAAAUCCAGCCUUCUUGCCACCACACACCACACACAACAGUGGUGCUUACCAGCCCAAAAAGAACUCUACUCAAAAAUCUGAUGAUGAUUUUGAAGAGCUAAUGAACAGAAACAGGACCAUAACCAGUACAGCCAUCAGCAAGGCUGUUUCAGAUGCCACAACAGGCGACAUGCACAUGGCAACCGAGACUCUUUUGACUGCUAUUGCAGUCAUUAAACAAUCCAGAGUAUAUGAAGAUGAUUGCUGCCAGGCCCUGGUCACAUCACUCAAAGACUGUUUAGUAUCCAUCCGGGGCAACUAUGACUCAAGGAGAGACCGGGAGAGGGAUCGUGUCAAAGAGCGAGAUCGUAACAGAGACCGUGAAAGAGAGGACUCUCAUGGAAAGUCCCGCAGGUACAAAGAACGUUCCUGGAGUGGGGGGAGGGACCGGAAUCAUGAGCGGGACACACGUGAGCGAGACACUCGUGAGCGAGAAACACGUGAGCGAGACACGCGUGAGCGGAACACGCGUGAACGAGACACGCGUGAUAGGAACACUCAUGAGCGGGACACUCGUGAGCGGGACACUCGUGAGCGGGACCCUCGUGAGCGGGACCCCCGCGACCCUCGUGAGCGGGACCCUCGUGAGCGCGACCCCCGAGACCCUCGUGAGCGGGACCCCCGUGACCCCCGUGAGCGGGACCCUCGUGAGCGGGACACUCGUGAACGGGACACACGUGAACGAGACAGGCAUAGGGAUCCAAGGGACCGAUACCGCUAGAGUGGUAAGCUUGCAUUAGCUCUCUGGUGCAGCUUGCACUAACUGAUAGUUUUUUAAAGCCCCUCAAUGUAUAUGUAUGUACAGCGAUCCUGUAGUACUAGCGCAACCGACAGCCUAAGGAUUAAGCUGUUAUUCAAUACUGAAAUUGUAUAUUAUUAUUUUUAUUGCAGUUGUUGUGGCCCAGAUAAUGUUUCUGCACGUGUAUAUCUCAUGCAUACUUAAAAUUGAUCACUAAUUUCUCUUGUACAUUCAUGUUUUUCUGUGAGCUUCAGAAUAGGCAUUGUAUGUGUAUUUGAUAUUGUCACAGUGAUUUAUGACUCUUAGAGUUUAACAUCAGUAUCUAAAGAUCUGACAAUGAAUAGAUUGAUACUUGAAUAAUUCUUAAGUUCAUAUUUUUCAAAAAGAUUCAUUGAGCCAAACAUCUUGGCCACAUAACAGUUGGUUUUUAAUGUGUGUUUUGCGAUCAUACGUUUUUACCGUGUGAGCAUUAUUUUUUUAUAUAUAAAUCGCCGGGCAUUCUCUGACCAUGUAGAAUACAGUAAGAAAAUGACAUUUAAAAUGCAUUGCAUUGAAAUUAGAAGAUUUAAUUGGGCCUUAACCUCUUAAACUCGAGGUUCCCGUGAUCACUCUAGCAGCAAAAGGCAAACAACACUGCCCUUAUUAUGCAGAAAUGGUCAUAUCAAAUUAAACAUGAGAAACCCUGCUACAAGCACAUGUAAGUCAAUUUUACACCCACCAAACAACUCAAACAGCUAGCAUAUUAAUUAGACAAAUUUGACAAUUAAAAAUAGGCUGGAGCUUAAAAGGUUAAAAGUACAACUUUAGAAUGUAGUUAUGGUCUGUUUUGAGAAAUUUACAGUUGUCACAUGUGGACACCUGUUACUUGUUGUCCCUCAACGUUUUAGUGAUAUUAUUAUUGAAAGCUAUACCUUCCCCCUCACCCCCCAGAACUUUCCAUCCCCGGACAAGACUUAGUUUCUGCAUCAAGCCUAGGGGCUUCUGGAAUUAUCAAGCAGGGACUGAUGGUGAGAUCGACAAAAUGAACUAUUUUAAAACCAACACACUCAAAAGCCCUACAUGCCUUUUGUUGUUUGCCUGUCUGUUCACUUUUCAUUUUUGGUCAUCUGUUUUUUGUAAAAUGACCAAUAGAUUUUUAGGCUUUGGCUGAAAUUCAGUUUCUUGUACUUACAUGUAAAUGAUCAAUUUCUUUAAUAUUUUGUAUAAAAUUUGGGCUUAAUACAUUGACCAGAAAAUCUUCCUUAA